Molecule: messenger RNA, 2377 nt
Organism: Blastomyces gilchristii SLH14081
Lineage: Eukaryota; Fungi; Ascomycota; Eurotiomycetes; Onygenales; Ajellomycetaceae
Product: methionine permease
Exons: 3
Coding region: 600-1937 (445 amino acids)
Biological process (GO): amino acid transmembrane transport
Cellular component (GO): membrane
Molecular function (GO): L-amino acid transmembrane transporter activity
Source: RefSeq, a predicted model, not a curated record
UUAGACGGCCAUCGUUUGCCAAAGUUAAGUAUCCUUAUCAGGUUGAAGAACAAUACAGAAUAAAUGCUCUUCUAUGACUCUCAACACCCACCCAGUCGAGAAGAAAAUAAUUCCUCAAUAACCUGUAAGUUAAGGACAAGUGAGGGGCCAAGUGGGAUGUCACGUGGAUUUACCCGCUUCUCGUUUGGGCAAAUUAGCCCUAAUUAAAUCCAACUCCGACCUCAUUCUCCUGAAAUAUCUUGCUCGUCUACUCUCUUGUUGUUAUAUUCCCUCCGUGCUGUCAGAGGGAGAUUGAAAGUAGGACUCUUGUAACCUAGCAUGAAAAACACUAUCGACCCUCUUCAGCGUCCCCUUCUUCCUACCAACGCAUCAGAAAGUGAGAACUUCAGUAUGGGGGUCUACUACCGCAGCAAGGCGACCAUCAACAAAGCUUGGACAAUGACGUCCCCCGCAACAAAGCAGCCUAUAGGGCCAGGACGCUUUCUCGGACCAGCGCAUAUAUCAUUGUGAUUUCCCGGAUCUUUGGCACAGGGAUCUUUGCAACGCCCGGCAUCAUUACUAAGUCUGUUGGCAGUAUUGGCCUAUCACUCUGUGUAUGGAUGGUUGGAGCCGCUAUUUCAGCGGCGAAUCUGGCUGUCUGGUUAGAGUACGGUUGUAUGUUGCCGCGCUCAGGGGGCCAUAAAGUCUAUCUUGAAUUCACGUAUCGAUACCCGCGAUUCCUCACAUCAACCUUAGUUGCUGUCCAGGCUGUUCUCCUGACCUUCACGACGGGAAACUGUGUUGUGUUUGGUCAGUACUUGGUGUUUGCCCUGGGUAUUGAAGCGACGGACAUUAAUAGGAAACUCUUUGCUGCUGGGUUGUUGACGGCCAUUGUUCUCAUUCACAGCUGUUUUCUUAGGGCUGGGAUAUGGAUCCAAAAUAGUCUUGGAUGGAUCAAGAUUCUUCUUGUUCUUGUUAUCGCGUGUACUGGUAUCUAUGUCGUCGCUUUGGCGCAAGGAACUCCUUCCGGUUCCGCUCCCCAAAACGGAGGAUAUUCCUGGGGCUCCCUAUGGCAAAACUCUGACUGGGGCCUCUUAACUUUGUCAACUGCGAUGUUCAAAGUCAGUUACUCCUAUGCGGGAUUGAAUAAUGUCAAUACUGUUCUAAGCGAGGUGAAAGACCCCAUACGGACAUUGAAGGUCGUGGGUCCCGCGGCUCUUGUGUCUACUGUACUCUUAUAUCUACUCAUAAACAUUGCCUACUUCUGUGUGAUACCGCUUGAGGACAUUAAGCGCAGUGGAGAACUUACUGCUGCGUUAUUUUUCGAAGGGGUGUUUGGAUCAGGCUUUGGAAGGACGGCUCUACCCCUGGCGAUUGCAAUUUCUGCUGCCGGAAACGUCAUGGUCGUGGCUUUCACUGCGGCUCGUCUCAACCAAGAAAUCGCUCGCCAAGGUUUCCUGCCCUUUUCACGCCUCCUUUCAACGUCCAGGCCUUUCAACACGCCGUUGGGCGGAUUUAUAGUCCACUACAUCCCGUCACUUCUAGUGAUCAUCCUCGCUCCCUCUGAUGACGCAUACAGUUUCAUCCUUGAUGUAGAAGGCUACCCGAUCCAAAUCAUCACCUUAGCACUUUCAGUUGGCCUUCUCAUAUUGAGAUAUAAGCCCCCAGAUCUACCUCGUCCGUUCAAAGCCUGCACCUCUGCUGUCUGGAUCUCAAUUGUCUUCUCCAUCGGACUUCUUGCAGCUCCUUUCUUCCCGCCCAAGGAUGGGAAAGGGGAUGUGAGUUUCUUUUACGCUACAUAUGCGAUCGUUGGUGUAGGGAUAUUGACCCUCGCUGCGGUUUACUGGUACUUGUGGGCGGUUCUCAUUCCUCGCUGGAAGGGGUAUGUUCUAGAGGAAAAAACAGAAAUUUUGGAAGAUGGUGUUAGUGUCACGAAGGUUGUCAGAUUAAAAAUAUAAUGGUUCUCUAUGGUGUUUGGAAAAUAGACUCGGGUGUUCGGGUGUAGGGCUUAUAACGGAUUCAAAGUUUUAUUCCUAUUUGUUUUCGGCUGAUAGUUGAUAACCAGUUGCAGGAUGCUUAUAUAGAUUGAACGAUAUUUAAUACCUACCAAAUACAUAAAUAGCCACUCCGGGAUAGAGAAUUAUGAGAUUCCAGUUCCAAACUCUCAAUUCACCUCCCCGAAGUUAAUAUCGUUUCAACCAUCUGGGUAACCGGUCAUUCGCACAUCACACUACAGCCAGACAGGUUUCGAGGGGAAAUAACCUUGUCGUGGAGUGGAAGGUAGGGAAAAAAAUAGGCGCAAAGCAUGAGUCAUUAUAAAUAUACAUUAAAAAUUUGAGAAUUAGCUAGCCGUACACCACAACGGGAUAUAUAGAGGUCAUUAACAUUUAAAAUCAAA